Molecule: messenger RNA, 3261 nt
Organism: Nanorana parkeri
Lineage: Eukaryota; Metazoa; Chordata; Amphibia; Anura; Dicroglossidae
Gene: FGD1
Product: FYVE, RhoGEF and PH domain containing 1
Exons: 18
Coding region: 268-3096 (942 amino acids)
Biological process (GO): filopodium assembly; cytoskeleton organization
Cellular component (GO): cytoplasm
Molecular function (GO): guanyl-nucleotide exchange factor activity; metal ion binding
Source: RefSeq, a predicted model, not a curated record
GGCUUUGCUUGGGUACUGCAGCAUCUGCCUCACUCCACUGUGAUAUCCCUGUGAGGCAGCUGCUUGCUGAUGCAGCAAUACCUUGGAUUAUAGGAGUACUGCAUUUUCACCGGCAACAGGAAGAUCACUUCUAAAUAUUUAAAUCGAGAAUUGCAUCACGCGGCAUCUGGCGUAAGGAGAGAAGCAAGGAAUAGGCUGGCAUUGUGUAAUUAAGCUCCCAACACUACUUUCUGCCCAUGUCCUUCUACCAAUGCCUGGACGCUCUCCAUGUCUGUUCAGCCAGGCCCCUCUCCUGGCUUCCCAUAUGGUCAGAGGGGAGAGGUUGAGCUACCAGUUAAAGGGACACAGGUCUGUCCCCUCCACCCUGCAAACAUGCAGGUAAACCGACCCAGGAGCACUGCUUACACCUACCCACCAUCAAGCCCCCGAGAGGAGCCAGGGUCCUAUGCCAAGCAAUACCAAACCAGACGCUUCUCAUAUCAUAUUGGAGGAGCCCCAGCAGGUCCCGUUGCCCAUACCCAGCAAAAUGAAGGGCCCCAGCCCAAGCCUCAAGUGCUUGUUAAAAGCCUCUCCUUGGAGCCGGCUCAUAUCCCAAUACACCCAGAGAAACCCCAGAGGCUCCGAUCUGAUCCUGGAAACUCCUCCGACUGUAAUGGGUCCGUCCCAGAUCCCUGCAACUCCAAGCCGACACCUCCCAGACGUCCAGCUCACACCAAACCUGAAGUUCCUCCAAAGCCCGCACAUCUCCAGAGCGUGAGGAGACCCCGGACUCCAGGUCAUAUUCCGCCACCCCCUUCGCGUCCCUUGCCAGCAGACCCCCGACUCUCCCGGGCAUCCCUGCGUGUGGACAAGGAUGGGACCCCCUCAGCAGUUACCUCCUUGAUUGAGAAAUUUGAGAGGGAGCCAAUCAUCCCACCUGAACGCACUUAUACAGUCAACGACUCCGACGGCCACACCGAGGUCAACAUCGGACCCUCUCAACACUCUGGCUACAGCAUGGGAGAGCUGGAGAACAAACUCUUGGAUCUUCUUGAGCCAGAUGCUUCCCAGGCUAGUCUGGAGAGGAGGCGAAGACUUUUGGUGGGAGGGGGAGAUGCAGAAGAAAGGGGUGAACAGGACUCCUUAGGAAAAUUGGCAAACAGGGACAGUGGAAUUGACAGCAUCAGUUCUCCAUCUACCAGCGAGGAGAUGUGCUUCCUUGGGGAGGUGGAGGAAGGUGGGCGAGAGGAGAUGGAGCCCCCACAUAUUACAGCUGAGCAUGGCUCUACUCGUGACUCAGAGGGUGAUAGUGACAUGGAGGAUGGCAGUGGGGCAGAAGAAGAGAUGCCUCUCGAGAGGUUAGACCCAUGCAAGUUCACAGCACGCCAGAAAGCAUAUAACAUCGCUAAUGAGCUGCUGCAGACUGAGAAAGCCUACGUGUCCCGCUUACAUCUCUUGGACCAGGUGUUCUGCGCUCGGCUGAUGGAGGAAGCCGGAACAAAAGGUUCUUUCCCUAUGGAAGUAGUUAUGGGGAUUUUCUCCAACAUCUGUUCUAUAUAUUGCUUCCAUCAACAGUUCCUUCUACCAGAGCUGGAGAAACGCAUGCAAGAGUGGGAUACCAAUCCUUGGAUCGGGGACAUCCUGCAAAAGCUAGCUCCAUUCCUCAAAAUGUAUGGCGAGUAUGUGAAAAACUUUGACAGAGCCAUGGAGCUUGUGAAUACAUGGACAGAGCGAUCAUCCCAGUUCAAAAGCAUCAUCCAGGAGGUGCAGAAGGAGGAGGCCUGCGGUAAUCUGACAUUACAGCACCACAUGCUGGAGCCUGUCCAGCGGAUCCCGCGGUAUGAGCUGCUUCUCAAGGACUAUCUCCAGAAACUGCCGGAGGAUUCCAGAGACCGCAGAGAUGCAGAAAAGUCUUUGGACCUGAUAGCAACAGCAGCUGAACACUCCAACGCAGCAAUCAGGAAAAUGGAGAGGAUGCAUAAACUCCUUAAAGUCUAUGAGCUGUUAGGCGGUGAAGAGGAUAUUGUCAGCCCCACUAAUGAGCUCAUCAAGGAGGGACACAUCCUGAAACUCUCUGCAAAGAACGGGACCACCCAGGACAGAUACCUCAUUCUGUUCAAUGACCGUCUGCUCUACUGUGUCCCUAAACUGCGUCUGAUUGGUCAGAAGUACAGCGUGCGAUCCAGGAUUGACAUGGAUGGGAUGGAGCUGAAACACAGCAGCAGCCCCAACCUGACCAGAACCUUUCUAGUGUCGGGAAAACAGCGAUCCCUGGAGCUCCAAGCAAGAACCGAGGAAGAAAAGAAAGAUUGGAUUCAGGCAAUUGAAACCACCAUGAGUUGUCACGAGCAGACCGUCGAGCAGUUCAAACUGCUUAAUUCCUCUCAUCGCGAAGAUGAAGAAACUCCCCCCAAUUCACCGAACACAGACCUGGGUAAGCGAGCGCCAACGCCAAUAAGGGAGAAGGAGGUAACCAUGUGCAUGAAAUGCCAAGAAGCUUUUAACUCUAUAACCAAAAGGAGGCACCACUGCAAAGCCUGCGGCCAUGUGGUUUGUGGAAAGUGUUCAGAAUUUCGCGCUCGCCUGGUCUAUGACAACAACCGAACAAACCGUGUGUGUAUAGACUGUUACACUGCCCUACGUGGUUCUGCGUCCAGCCCAGGUUUCAGCACUCACACACCUCAACGCAGGAAAUCCAUCUUAGAGAAACAGGCGUCGGUAGUAGCAGAGCACAGUAUAUUGUGCAGUUACAUGCAUUACAUGGAGAAAGGUGCGAAGAGCUGGCAUAAAGGCUGGUUCGUCAUCCCUCAGAACGAGCCAUUGGUGCUGUACAUCUAUGGAGCUCCACAGGAUGUAAAGGCUCAAAGGAGCAUCCCUUUAAUUGGCUUUGAGAUAACCCCGACAGAACAGUGUGAACGCUCCGAUCGCAAACACGUCUUCAAGAUCAGCCAAAGCCAGCUCAGCUUCUACUUCAGCCCCGAAACCGAACAGCUUCAACGCCGUUGGGUGAAAGCGCUGUCCCGAGCGGGACGAGGGGAGGAUUACAAUGCCAAACACUUACUCCUGGAGACCGAGGAAGAAAACGAAGGUACCGGAGAGACGCUAGGGGACACUUGAGGAUCAAUCCACUACACCUCCCUUUUGGAGACACCUAAGAAGGACGGUUAGACAAAUCCAUUCAUCUUCAAUAGGGGACUAUUGUAAAUGUGAGGCUGGACUUGCCUAUCAUGGCUUCACACGGGGAGGGCUGGACUCACCCAUAGUACUUCCAUGUUCAACAAA